UCGAUCUAUUUAAUAAGAAGAGAAUGAAAAGGAGCUAGCCUUGUAUGGCCAUGUCAUGUCUGUAGACCAUAGUCAGAACUCAGAACUGUUAGUAAAAAUGGAGAAUAUUCUUCACCGUUUUCGAUUGCUUCUUCUCCUUCUGUGUUGCUGCAUGAACAGCAUUGCUGCUCUUGACGCCAACACUGAUAGAGAAGCUCUGCUAUCCUUCAAAUCCAUGGUUUCUGACCCUCGAAUUUCUCUUAUUGGGUGGAAUCAGAGUGUCCCUCUGUGUGCCUGGUUUGGUGUCUCUUGCACCACCACCCAAAAGCGAGUCCGCUCACUACUCCUUGUCCGACUCGGGCUUUCCGGUACCAUCCCCCACCAGCUUGCCAACCUCACCUCUCUUGAAAUUCUUGACCUUUCCAGCAAUGAUUUCCAUGGCCCAAUUCCUCAAGAGUUCAGUAGUCUCGCUCGCCUUCAACAUCUCCAUCUCUUUAACAACUCCCUUGCCGGUAGCAUUCCCGUUGCUCUCUCUCGCUGCUCCAACCUUGUAAGCUUAACUCUUCCAUGGAAUCAACUUACCGGUAGCAUCCCCAGCGAAUUUGGUCGUCUCUCUAUGCUCAAAAUUCUCCAACUCUCGAAGAACAACCUAACAGGUACCAUCCCUCCUACACUUGGAAAUCUCUCUUCUCUUACCGUGCUCGGCCUUUCACAAAACGAAUUAGUGGGUAGAAUUCCCAAUGAGUUGGGUCAUCUCAAAAACCUAGUCACUCUUCAGAUCUCUGUGAAUCAACUCACUGGUGAGAUCCCUCAUUCGAUUUUUAACAUCUCCUCUCUGGAGUAUAUCUCUGUAACACAGAAUAGCCUCGUUGGGAAGCUAAUGGUCGACAUGGGUGUUGGCCUUCCGAAUCUAAGGCAACUCUACAUGGGGAUGAACAAGCUUGAAGGACCAAUACCCAGUUCAUUAUCCAAUGCUUCACAAAUUCGAGUCCUCGAUCUUUCUUCAAAUCUAUUUCAAGGAUCAUUUCCUUUACUUGGCGGGCUGAAAAAUCUAGUCUCCUUGAACCUAGGCUAUAACAACCUUACUUCUACCACGGAGCUCAACAUUCAAAUUUUUGAAUCUCUAGCAAAUUGUAUCCAAUUGGAGGAGUUCAUAGUACCUUCUAAUCAACUGGCUGGAGAACUACCCAGUUCUACAGCAAAUCUAUCCUCUCAUCUCCAAGAGUUCUGCGUGGACAGAAAUUUUCUGUCAGGCGGAUUCCCACAAGGGAUAGAGAAGUUUCGCAACCUCACGGUCUUAUCACUCUACAAGAAUUCUUUUAAAGGCGCCUUACCGUCCUCCAUAGGACAGCUUCACAACCUACAAAGGUUUUCUCUUUACCAGAACAUGUUCUCCGGAGUGAUUCCGGAUAGCUUCCGCAAUCUUACUCAACUAUAUCAGCUGUUUAUGGCAAAUAACCAGUUCUCUGGUACAAUUCCCAAAAGUAUAGGGGAUUGCCAGAGUCUACAAGAAUUGGGUCUAGACCGUAACAAACUUAGUGGAAGCAUACCCAAGGAGAUUUUCAGGCCCUCAAACUUAAGGAUCCUGAGCUUGGCUCGAAAUGCUCUAACUGGUUCUCUGCCAACUGAAGUAGAUGGGCUUCAUCAGCUUAUGUUCUUGGACAUCUCUGACAAUCAGCUAUCAGGUGCUAUUCCAGCAACCAUUGAUCAGUGUUCCAAUUUGCAAAAUGUUAGCAUGGCUAGAAACAAAUUCAAUGGCUCAAUCCCAAGAUCAAUUGGCAAAUUGGCGGGGCUAGAGAGCUUGGACCUUUCAUCUAAUAAUCUUUCAGGUCCAUUCCCAGAUGAGUUGGGGAAUCUUAGGGUGUUGCAGAAAUUGAAUCUAUCUUUUAAUGAUUUGGAAGGACAAGUACCAAGAAACGAUUUCUUCAAAAACCUUAGUCGGGUUUUUCUGCAAGGAAAUAGUAAGCUCUGUAUUGUUGAGGAUGAGAUUGCAGGAAAAUUGGGAAUCCAUACUUGCACUAGUACUACAAGAAGAAGGGAAAAGGGAUCUGUUGCACCCAAGAUCAUCAUUCCAAUUGUUAGCAUCGUUACGCUUGGCAUUCUGUUCUACUCAGUAAAGGUAUUGAUAGACCAGAAGAAGAGAGGUAAGGAGAGUAACUCACUUCUCUCCUUCAAAGGGCAGCGGCCUAAGAUAUCCUACUCACAGAUAUUGGCUGCUACAAAUGAUUUCGCUGAGGAGAAUCUGAUAGGGAAAGGUGGAUAUGGUUCUGUUUAUAAAGGAAUCAUCAAUGGAGGUAUAGAAACAGGUGAAGAUGGAAGCCCUACCCUAAUCGCAGUAAAAGUUCUCGACCUGAAACAGAGCAAAGCAGCUCAGAGCUUCACAACAGAAUGUGAAGCGUUAAGGAAUGUUCGGCACCGGAACCUUGUGAAGGUCAUCACCUCAUGCUCAAGCAUUGAUCAUAGAGGAGACGAAUUCAAAGCCUUAGUUAUGGAGUUUAUGUCCAACGGAAGCCUUGACAAGUGGCUGCAUCCAGAGGACACCGAGUCUGGUUUGAGUCUGAACUUGACCCAGAGGCUAAACAUUGCCAUUGAUGUAGCUUCUGCCAUGGAUUAUCUACAUAAUGACUGUGACCCACCUGUUGUUCAUUGUGAUCUGAAACCUAGCAACAUACUUUUAGACGACAACAUGCGCGCUCACGUAGGGGAUUUCGGACUGGCAAGGCUUCUCUCAAAGUGUCCAACUCAAGUGCAGAGCAACACUAUAGGAGUUAAGGGUUCUAUUGGUUACAUCGCUCCAGAAUACGGUAUGGGAGGCAAAGCUUCAAAAAGUGGGGACGUCUACAGUUAUGGGGUCCUACUGUUGGAGAUGUUCACAGGAAAGAAACCCACUGAUGAGAUGUUUAAAGAUGGUAGAUGUCUGAGCCAAUUCGCAUCAGCAGUGUAUGGAAAUGGAAUUUCAGAAAUUGUUGAUUCAAGGCUCUUUGAAGAUGAUAAUGAUUCAGAGCAUAACGGCAGCACCAGCAAUCCUAGCUUUGAUAACAUCACUACCAUUAGAAGUAGCAGCAGCUCUACCAAUAAUUCUCGUAGAAGGGAAGAAUGUCUGGAAGCAGUUGUCAAGGUUGGUUUGUCAUGUACAGCAGUUUUGGCUAAGGAUCGUUUAACCAUGAGAGAAACUCUAACAAAGCUGCUUCAAAACAAACAGACUUUGUUAGAGUCAUGAAAUUGACAACUUUCCUCUGUUUUAUGGAUUUGCAUAUUUGUAUACCAGUUAAACCAGACUUUCUACUUUGAACGAGAGGAACGAAUUAUCUACCAUUU
This is a messenger RNA of Nelumbo nucifera (sacred lotus), 3297 nucleotides long. RefSeq lists its product as uncharacterized. The record is from RefSeq and is a predicted model, not a curated record. NCBI's taxonomy places the organism in Eukaryota, Viridiplantae, Streptophyta, Magnoliopsida, Proteales, Nelumbonaceae. Gene Ontology annotation, molecular function: ATP binding; protein kinase activity; protein binding. Gene Ontology annotation, biological process: protein phosphorylation.